Messenger RNA from Anopheles coluzzii, 4238 nucleotides. It is a transcript of the gene bi, whose product is annotated as optomotor-blind protein. The transcript has 9 exons. Gene Ontology annotation, biological process: cell fate specification; regulation of transcription by RNA polymerase II; positive regulation of DNA-templated transcription. Bases 1356 to 3638 code for a protein of 760 amino acids. Lineage: Eukaryota; Metazoa; Arthropoda; Insecta; Diptera; Culicidae. Gene Ontology annotation, molecular function: RNA polymerase II cis-regulatory region sequence-specific DNA binding; DNA-binding transcription factor activity, RNA polymerase II-specific. The record is from RefSeq and is a predicted model, not a curated record. Gene Ontology annotation, cellular component: nucleus.
CGGGUGUGUGUGUGUGUGUGUGGCUAGAGGGGUGCGGCUUUCAACACGAAAGGUGUCUAAACCGGCACCAUCGUGUACACACACACACACACACUUGCACGCUAUGUACACGGUGGUUGAAAACGUCAAAACCCCUCUGCUGCAGCAACAGAAGAAAAGGGUAGUUCGGGCGAGUAACCAAAAAAAAGGGAAAUACAAAAACCCCCGUCACUCACCAAUACACUCACGCGAGCACACACACACACAGUCGUGAGACCGGUUUUGUGGAGACGUGUUGUUUUUCCCACCUUUCCUCUUCUUCUGCUCGGUGGGCUGGUGUUGUUCUUCCCUGCCACAUACCAUCACAACAUUCACGCACACACUCAAACCACCGCUUCACGGUCCAAUGGGAAUGGGUGUCGCAUCGUAUGGUGCGACGGUGUUGGUGCGACUGGUCCGUUGCUGCGCGCGCGUCUAUGUGUGCGAGUGUGUGUGUGUGUGCGAGUAAGAAGAAGAAAGCCGCCGCCGUGGUGUGGUGUGGCUGUUCAUUCAUUUACCAGCGCACCAUUCACUCAUUCUAGAGUCGACCGGCGUGAGUGCUUUCAAGCCGAUAGAUACGCGUUGGUAGCUGACACAGGGCCUUCUACGAUCCACCCCAACAAGAAAGCAGCGGUGCUACAGUGUUUUGCAAACAAAACAUCGAACAACGCGAACGUUUAAAAUCAAAGCAGCCGCUGCAACCGCGGAGCGCAGUGUUCGGGUGGUGUUCUUAUUGAGUUUUGUGAUCUCUUCCGUGCUAGAAUUCAAAUUGUGUUGUGUAAAACAAAUAGUGUGUACUCCAGUAGUAGUGCCCGGUGUGGGUGCAAAUCAAAUCACAAAACAGUGUUUGUUUGCAGAAACAAGGCGAGAAAUAGUGUGUGAAAAGGUGUGCUAGAAUAGAAAAUGGAUCGAAAGAUUAUUGAAACGAUGUGAUUAGUGGUGGUCUUGUGUCGAGUUGUUUGUUGUCUGUCCGUGUGCCGCCUUCGAAGUAGGCCAGCAAGCCAAGUGAAUUGGUUUUUGUGAACGAAUUUUGUGCGCUGUGGUUUGAUAUUUGCGGCAACUUUGCGUAGCCGAACGGUGUUGGUGUUGGUGGUGCCCAGUGAAUUGAUUUGAUUGUGAGGAGAGUGUUUUUGUUUGCAAGCGCGCCAAGUUUACAACAACCGGUCGAACGGCGGUGAUAAAGAUAAAACCCACCCAGAGCCUCCCACCGAUUCCGGAGACAUCCGACCCCCAAAACCGACCCCCCCCCCCCCCCUGGUGUGACGGGAGAGACACGGCUGGCCGAGCGACACCCCGGUGACCCGACCCCCGACCCGAUCGAUCCUGGUGAUGUUGUAAUGAGAUACGACGGCCAAGAACUGCUCCAAUCUGACGACUUCAGUAGGCCGGCGAAGGGAAUGGCCUAUCAUCCAUUCCUGCAGCUACCGCGACCGACUGACUUCAGCGUCUCGUCGCUGUUGACCGCGGGCUCGCCGCCGUCAGCGCAAGCCCAGCAGCAGAACUCGCCGGCGGCGGCCGCCGCAGCCGCGGCCGCUAUCAACAUGGCGGCCACGGCGGCCGGCACCGCGCCGCCCGGUGCGGCCGGCGGCCCGCCGUCCUACUUCCCCGCCGCAGCCCUUGCCGCCCUGUCCGGGGGGCCGGGCGGGGCCGGACCGCCGCCCUCCCAUCUGUAUCCGGGGGCGCUGCUGCCCAAGCUGCCGCCGCACCAUCCGCACGCGCACCAUCCGCUCGGCACGGCCUACACGACGGCGGAGGACGUGGUGCUGGCGGCGGUCGCCGCCCACCAGCAUCAUCCGGCGAUGCGGCCGCUGCGGGCGAUGCAGCCCGAGGACGACGGUGUGGUGGACGACCCGAAGGUGACGCUCGAGGGCAAGGAGCUGUGGGAGAAGUUCCACAAGCUCGGCACCGAGAUGGUCAUCACCAAGAGUGGCAGGCAAAUGUUCCCGCAAAUGAAGUUUCGCGUGUCCGGGCUGGACGCAAAAGCCAAGUACAUCCUGCUGCUCGACAUUGUGGCGGCGGACGACUACCGGUAUAAGUUUCACAACAGCCGGUGGAUGGUGGCGGGCAAGGCCGACCCGGAGAUGCCCAAGCGCAUGUACAUCCAUCCGGAUUCGCCCUCGACCGGCGAACAGUGGAUGCAGAAGGUGGUCUCGUUUCACAAGCUGAAGCUUACCAACAACAUUAGUGAUAAGCACGGAUUUGUUGGCGAUGCCUCCACCGUUUGGACAAUCCUGAAUUCGAUGCACAAGUACCAGCCUAGAUUUCAUUUAGUUCGAGCGAACGAUAUACUGAAACUACCGUACUCGACGUUUCGUACCUACGUGUUUAAGGAAACCGAAUUCAUAGCCGUAACUGCAUAUCAAAAUGAAAAAAUAACGCAAUUGAAAAUAGAUAAUAAUCCUUUUGCGAAAGGAUUUCGUGAUACUGGUGCCGGUAAACGGGAAAAGAAUACGGGUUUCAGUUGCUCUGCUUUCAGGCAAUCGCUCAUGGGACAGCGAAGCUCGGACGGGGACAAGCUCAGCCCGAGCUCGGUCAGUUCCUCGCGCGGUCCAGCUGGUUUGGACCACCGAACAAAUAGCAUAUCAGCGCUGGACGACGACGACAAGCUGCUGGACGUGGUCGGCCCACCGCAAAGCCCGCUGCUCUCGCUCAGCCAGCAGAUGCACCAUCACGCGUCAGGAUGGUUCAACUUCGAGGACGUACAGCGCGCGGAGGAAGCGAUGCGCCGGCGCCUCCAGUCGGACGAGAACGAGCGGGACGGCAGCGACUCGAACUGCUCGGACAGCGUGUCAGGAAGCACAGGUGCCUUUCGUCCGACCUCGGGCAGCCCGAAGGAGUCGUCCAGCAGUGCCGGCACGUCCUACCCGUCGCCCAACAUCUCGGUCGGGCCGCCGAUCCAUCCACCGCCCCACCUGCUGCCCUAUCUCUACCCGCACGGGCUCUACCCGCCGCCCCAUCUGUCGCUGCUGCACAACCCGGCGGCGGCGGCCGCCAUGAACCCGAGCCUGCUGUUCAACGCGCAGCUCGCGCUGGCCGCCCAGCAUCCGGCCUUCUUCGGGCACUACUCGGGCCACUCGCCCACCUCGCCGCUGCACGGCCUCAAAGGCCACCGCUUCUCGCCCUACAGCCUGCCGUCCGGGCUAGGGUCGGCGUUCGAUGCGGUCACGCCCGGCUCGAACUCGGCCGGCGCCCGCAGCCUCAGCAGCAGCCCCCAUCCCCGGGCCGCCUCCAACUCGCCCCCGACCCGGCCCAUCUCCGUGUCGCCCACGCCCACCCAACAUCCGACCUCGCCGACGACGGCAGACGCGAACGCGGCCGCCAACAUGCCGCCGGGAGCGAACAGUAGCAUGGUGUCACCGUCCUCGCUACAACCACCACCACCACCCGGCGGACAGGCACCACCACCACCCUCAACCGCUUCCAUGAUGGCGCCGGGAGUAGCACCGGCGUCGCUUGGGCCGCCAGCACCACCACCCCCUGCCUCAAACUCGCCCUCCGAGCUGAAAAGCAUCGAGAAGAUGGUGAACGGGCUGGAGGUGAAGCACAACAUUAACGGCAGCACGGUGGGCAGCGUCGACAGCAAUGGUGGGAAGGCGCUACACCCAGUGCACGAUCAGUGACGUUUGGUGGGUGGCGAGUAUCUUCCCACUGCCGCCGCCGGCCUGUACGAGCGCCGCGUCCCGGUGGAGGUCGGCGGUGGCGGUGAUGGCGUAGCAGUCGGUGGUCCCGGUUUGGAUCAGGGUAUGUGACAGUUAGCAAUCGGGUCCGGCGACCCGCUCCACUAUGGGAUGUCAUAGUGUGGCACCGAGGAAUAGGAGACAGCCGAGAGAGAGAGAGAGAGAGAGAGAGAGAGAGAGAGAGAGAGAGAAAGAGAGAGAGAGCGAGUACCUUGUACAUAUAGACGUAGAAUUUUAGGCAUUUUUAGGCAGAGUAACCUCUAAAAACGCUCUCCAAGCAACCAUCCCUCGAACACAAACCUUUACAAUCUACAUCGCACCACCACCGGCAGAGUUUGUGCAAUUGGAAUCAUUUGGUUUUAUUUUUCUUACUGGAAAACUGAAGCAUGUGUCACUACACUUACCAAAGAGACCAUAACCGCUGCUAUGGCGACGGACUCGACGAUCCAGGACGCUGAGUGUGUCUAGUCCUUUUCCAGAGAAAAAUGUGAGUGAAACUUACUUACAGUCUUUUUGCCGAAAAAAAUGAAGUUACUUGAAUUU